UGGAUGUGGAAGAUCUUUUGCUCCGUCUGCGGCCACAGCUCCCAGCAGCGGAUCGCGGUGACAGAGAGUGUGUGUCUGUGUGUGUGAGAUGGGGAUUAUUCUCAUUUCACAGCAGAGGACAGAGGACGAGCCUUUCUGGACACAACACCUCCCCCUCCUUCCUCCUCCUCUUUCUACAGCAACAUAGCAGAGGAUUAGAAGAAACUAAUACUUCAUCGGUGACAUUAACCAAAGCUUCAUCUGUUCACACGCUCACGCGGACGAAGAGGGGAGAUCAUCAGCGCCGCAGCAGCGGAUCCCUCGGCUGUCAGACGCAGAGGAAUGAUAAUUAGAAAGAGAUUGACUCGGCAGCAAGAAGAGGAGAGGACCCGGCCUGCAGCAGCGAGGCGAGCCGAGGAAUACGUGAAGACGGAGAACGAGAACAGAAGGAGGGAUUGAAGUGAUCGUAAUCUGGUGAAGAGGAAAAAGAAGAGAGCGAAACCUCGGAGCAUCAGCAGCACUUCUUUUUUUUUUUUCUGAGAGAGAUGAUGGUGACAGCAGCGUCAGCGAAGGAGGGGAGAGAGGGAUGAGCUUGGAUCAAUAAUCCUCCCUCCUCCUCCUCCACCUUCAUCCCUCCAUCACCUCUGCAGGAGCCGCUGAAACCUGAUCCAGAAGCGCCAUCCAGCUGGAUUAUGGUGAUGGCGGUGAAACCGAAAUGUCUCGCAGCGUUCGGGAAGAACACCAAUAUUUAACAUGACCUUUGACCUUUACCUAUCACCUCCUGUGACAGAGCAACUGCAGGAAGACAGGCUGAGGCCUGCUGGUGAGUCCAUGGACCAGGAGGAGGUGAAGCUCUGCUCUUCCAUGCUCAUUAGAAGAUGAUUUCCGACUGACGUUACACUUUUUGAUUUGCGGAGCUUUGAGUUGCGUUGAUUUCUACAACCUCAGUCCCAGGUCAUAUUAAUGAUGGCGAGUGUCUGAACUGAGCUAACAUAACCAUCUGCUGACUGUGAGAUUUGGAAAAUCAGCACAUGGCUUCUGACCCCAGGAUUAUGAGACUCUGCAGCGAAGCCGAUGCUUAGUCAACUCACAGUUCACGGCUCCAGUGGACCGUUGGUGGAAAAAAUGACUGGUUUCACAAUAUCUCAAUAGACUGGAGUCAGCAAUGAUAACAUGCAAUAUCUUUAAUAGAGAGGGGCAAGCAAGUCCCCUGUCAGCUGUGCUUUCCACACCUGCUUCUGGGAAACUGAUGUUCUGAUGUGCUGUAUGGAGUGCAGAGUCCGGAUUCAACUGAUUCAUUGAAAAACAGGAAGUUUAACGGACCGUUCUGACUGUCGGGCGAGACGAGGCAAUCUCGCACUCUAACCCGUUCGUUCUGGUUUUAACUGUCAUGGGUCUGAACCCCGGCAGGAGUACCUGACCGAACCAGGGAAUGGUCGGCAGCUCAAUAAAACUCUGUGUUUGGAGCACGCGAGGGCGAGGUCCAUCUUGAUCUCUGAUUCAGAACUCGAAGAAGAAAAAGUCCUCUCCCCCCCACUUACCUCUGGUGGGGGGGAGGGUGAAGGGUACUUUUGUUUUGUUUAGGAUUUAUUUUUCACACAGUAGGCUUUAGGCUGUGGAGUUAGGCGACUCUGCUCUGUGUAACUUCAGAUCCGGUCCAAGUUCUUCUUUGUCGUGUUAAGCUUCUUCUUUGCGUUCGGCCAGUUUGAGGGAGUUGUAUCCUCGGCCCUGUGGCUUAUUUGUGUCACCACUCUUUGAGUUAGCCUUUGGCUCUGCACUAGCAGUAGCUGUGACUCAGGCAGCAUUUCAUUCGGUGUGGAAGUUUAGCAUUUAGACUCAGUGCUGCCUUGAAUUGUAUUACCUGGAUCUAAACAACUGUGACAGCAUUUAGGCUAAAAGUGACCGUUGUCCACUGGGCAUUUCCAUAGCUAGCCUGAGGUUCCCUAGCCAUUAGCUUGAGUGCUACCUUUCAGACCUAUUAGUCAUGGAUGCUAAUCAGGGCCCAGGCCAGGGCAGUCCAGAAAGCCCUAACCGGGCUGUGGAGUAUCUUCUUGAACUCAACAACAUCAUCGAAAGCCAGCAGAAACUUUUAGAAACGCAGCGGCGCCGAAUUGAGGAGUUGGAGGUUCAGCUGGACCGGCUCAGCCAAGAGAACAAGGACCUCCGUUUGGACCGGCAGCCCGUCGUUCCUCCCCCCCCUGCGCCUCCUCCCGAGCCUCCUCUCCCUCCUCCUCCGCCACCACCGCCGCCGGCUCAGACCACGUCGGCUUCCAUUUCCACAAAGAAUCACCAUCACCACAACAGCCAGCACCAGGCUCCGGCACAGCCUCCCUGCUCCAUCCCCCUCCACCACCAGCAUCAUCAGGUGCACCACCACUCCUCCACCCACCACUCCCACUCCUAUAAUAGCACCAACAGCACUGCUCCGACUCCAAUUCCAGUUCCCUCUCCAACCUGCGCCCCAACACCUCACUCUGUACUGACCCAAAUUCCAGCUCCGAUCUCCUCUUCAGCCCCGGCUGCUCCUCCCCCACCUCCAAUUCCACCCAGGGAUCAGCCGCGAGCCCACAGCCGGCUGACCCGCAUGCCCUCCACCAGCACUGGCACCAACACCAACUUUGUGGAGAAAGAGAAGGAAAGGCUGGAGCGCCUGCAUAGAGCCAACGCUGCCAACAACCAUCACGCCCACACCCUCCACCACCACAAAUUUGUGGAGGGCGACUCUCAGUGUCCAGAGGCACUCACCUUUUCUGAUUCAUCCUUUGGCCAUCCACCUCCCUUCCAUCGCUAUAGCAACAGCCCCCUCUCCAGCCCCUGUGACCCCUACGGCUCUCCCUCCUCCGGUGGGCCCCUGGGAGCCUCCCACACACAUACACAGGGCAGCUCACCCAUCUCGCCUCCCAGCCCAGCGAGCCUCGCCUGGGCUCAGCGCAGCCGACACCAGCCAGCCAGCCUGGCGCUCCGCAAGCAAGAGGAGGAGGAGAGCAAACGCUGCAAGGCUCUAUCUGACAGCUAUGAGCUCUCUACAGACCUCCAGGACAAGAAGGUGGAGAUGCUGGAGAGGAAGUACGGGGGCCCGUUCGUGUCCCGGCGGGCAGCGAAGACGAUCCAGACGGCGUUCAGGCAGUAUCGCAUGAACAAGAACUUUGAGAGGCUUCGCAGCUCCGCCUCAGAGAGCAGGAUGACCCGCCGCAUCAUCCUGUCCAACAUGAGGUUGCAGUACUCAUUUGAUGAGCGUCAACCACAGGGUCAGGGACCACCAGGUCAGCAGGGCUCAGAGGACGCAGGAGAUGUGGACGACUCCUUCUCUAAGCAGGUUAAGUCCUUGGCAGACUCCAUGGACGACUCCCUCACCUGCCAGUCCGGCCGUGAAGACUCACAGGAAGCGGGAGGAGAUGGAGAGGAGGAUGAUGACGAGGACGAAGAGGAGGGCGAUGAGGAGGAAGAAGAGGAAGAGGAAGAAGGGGAAGAGGACGAGGAGGAAGACGAGGAGGAAGACUACAGACAGUGUGCGUGGCGCAACAGCACGACAUCUUCCCGACGUGCUGCGGGCCGGACGGGGGGAGGAGGGGGGAGGGCGGGGGCAGGAGGAGGUGCCUCCAUGCAUGAGGACAGCACCGCUACCUCCUUCAGUGAUGUCACCCUGUACAUGGAUGAAGGCUGCCUCCCCUCCUCGCCGCUGUCCCGUCCCGCCUCCAGCUCUGAUACAGAGUACUGGGGAGGAGGGGGAGGAGGAAGUGCAGGGGGGAGAGAAGACAGCAGGGAGACGGAGGGAGGCAGCAACACGAGCCGGAGGAGCAGCACCCCCUGCACAGAGUGUCGGGGCGAGUACCGAGGCAGGGGUGGAGGAGGAGGACAUCUCCCCGUCCUGACCAUCGAACCGCCCAGCGACAGCUCAGUGGACAUGAGCGACAGGUCAGAGCGAGGGUCUAUCGGACGCCUGGUGUACGAACAGGAGCCGUCAGGAGUCGAGCGGGGAGGAAGUGGAGAGAGGGAUAGGAGGGGGGGAGGAGUGGAAGGUGAAAGUGGAGAAGAUGAGCGAGGAGGAGGAGGCGGAGGAAGCAGCGAAGCCGAAUCUCCGCAGGGAACCAUCAAACACAAACCCAACGGUCGCUCGGUCGCCACGGCGCAGGGACAGACUCGCAGCCCCUCCAACGUCCCCCUGCCGAUGCCUUCGGCCCGCACCCUGCCCUCGCACCCGCUCCCUCACCCACUCCAGCACCCCCACCCUCACCCUUCACCCAUCCCCCACCUCCCCACCAUCCUCGACCACCACCCUCAGUACACCCAGCAUCACAUGAUGCACAUGCACCACGGACACGGCGGCAGCCCUUACAUGCAGCACGCUCACCACUUCGCCCAGCACCACUACCACCACCUGCACCAUCAACACCACCACCUCCCUCACGCUUACCCCGAACCCCCUUCUUCCCCGCUGCCAUCUCCCGUACCGCCCCUCACACCUCUCUCCCCCCUGCCGCCGCUGACGCCCUCGCCGCUGUCCUCGUCCUCCUCUGCGCUCCAAAGCAUGGAGGCGCAGCAGCACCACGCUCACCACCCCCACCUCCACCACCACCACCUGCUCUGCUCUGACGGAGACAACGAGAGCGUCAACUCCACCACCACCAACUCCAACGAUGACACAACGGUCAACAACUGCAGCUCCGGCUCUUCGUCCCGCGACAGCCUCCGGGAGCCAAUCGGAGGAGCUGCGCUGGGAAAGCAGACCUAUCAGAGGGAGAGCCGUCACAGCUGGGACUCGCCUGCGUUCAACAAUGACGUGGUGCAGCGGCGGCAGUACCGCAUUGGACUCAACUUAUUCAACAAGAAGCCGGAGAAGGGGAUCCAGUACCUGAUCGAGAGGGGGUUUGUGUCAGACACGCCAGUGGGCAUCGCCCGCUUCAUCCUGGAGAGGAAAGGCCUGAGCAGGCAGAUGAUCGGAGAGUUUCUGGGAAGCCGGCAGCAGUUCAACAAAGACGUCCUUGACUGUGUCCUGGAUGAGAUGGAUUUCUCAGGGAUGGAUCUGGACGACGCUCUGAGGAAGUUCCAAGCUCAGAUCAAAGUUCAGGGUGAAGCCCAGCGGGUGGAGCGGCUGGUGGAGGCCUUCAGUCAGCGAUACUGCGUUUGUAACCCGGUGCUGAUCCGGCAGUUCCAGAAUCCAGACACCAUCUUUAUCCUGGCCUUUGCCAUCAUCCUCCUCAACACAGACAUGUACAGCCCCAACGUGAAGCCGGAGAGGAAGAUGAAGCUCGAGGACUUCAUCAAGAACCUGCGUGGUCCGGCAGGUCACAGAAGUGUGUGUCUGUCUGUGUGCGUGUUGCAGGUGCUGUCGCUGCCUCAUCGCAGGUUGGUGUGCUGCUGUCAGCUGUUCGAGGUUCCCGAUCCAAACAGAGCUCAGAGGAGCGGCGUCCACCAGAGAGAAGUCUUCCUGUUCAACGACCUGCUGAUGGGAUAUAAAGUCACCAGAACAACUCACUUAAAUCUAAACCAAGAUUAUCCUCACGGUAUCCGGCUGACGUCCGCGAACCCCGGAGGAGAGAGGAAGGUGCUGAUCGUCUUCAACGCUCCGAGCCAGCAGGACCGGGCACGCUUCACCUCUGACCUCCGAGAGAGCAUCGCAGAGGUCCAGGAAAUGGAGAAGUACAGGGUGGAGUCUGAGCUCGAGAAGCAGAAAGGCGUCAUGCGUCCUGGCAUGUUGACAGGCGGAGGACCGGGAGGCAUGGGCACUCAAGGAGGCGGGGCAAACAGUGGUGGAGGAACCUUAAAGAGUGAGGUGGUGAACGGUACCCUGGGAAGGCCGAGCCUCGACGACACGUACGCAACAGUGGACGGACUCAAGCGCACGGCACUCAGCUCGUCGCUCAGAGACCUCUCAGAGACAGGGAAGCGGGGUCGUAGGAACAGUGUGGGGUCACUGGACAGUACCAUCGAAGGUUCCAUUAUUAGCAGCCCCCGGCCUCACCAGCAGCGCCCUCUGCCUGAUGGAGGUCUUUCCUACAGCCCUAUCAUGGUUCCUACAUCUCCAGCAGCCUACCGGCCACACCGCCCUACUCAGAGCCCCGGUACGGGGGUGGGGGGUGGGCCGGGGCUCUGUCACAACCAGGGAGGGGUCACCCCCUCCCCACUCGCGAGCGGGGGAGGGGUUGGGGGCGGCGGAGGGAUGCCGGCAGGGGGCGGACCGACUGGCGGAGGCCGACUAGGGAAUUUCUUCGGCAGUCGCAGAGGCAAAGUUCCUGGUCCCCUGACGAUGACCUCACCGCCUCCACAGGGUCCCCCGAGUCCCCUGAUGAUAUCAUCACCCCCCCACUACCCCGCCCCCGCGCCUCCCAUCGCCCACCCAUCCUCCCCUUCCCCAUGCCCCUCCCCAUCGCCCAACCUCGGGCAGUCGGACUCGGGAGGAGUUGGAGGGGGAGGCGGUACGGCAGGGGCACAAUCCAAGCUCCAAGCGUUGCACGCCCAGUAUUGCCACGCCAACAGUGGAGGAGGCGGAGUCAGUGUUACUGGGCACCAGCAGCAGCAGACACCACCCCCACCUUACCAUCACCAUCACCGCUACCACAUGCAGAGCGUGCCGCAGCACCACGUCCUCUCGCACAGGUUUUCCGCACCCCGACGGCAAGGCCCGUCCGGCUGCGCUCCCUCUCAUACCCAGCAGCAUCAGAGGAUGCAACAUGUCAUCAUUCCGCACCCGCGCUACAACAUGGCGUCAGGCUUCACCACGCCGCCGCCGCUGUCCCCGCACUCCCCUGUCACCCCCAUUACCCCACACGGACUCUUCCACUCGCACCCCGCGGCGGGGAGGCCAGGUGGAGGGGCCAAGCUCCCGCUGACCAUCUCGCACUCGCAGCCCCACCCCCACGCUCACACACACUCUCACAACCACGCCGUGCACGCACACUCCCCGCUCAGCCCGUCCCCGUCCGCCUCCCCCUCCACCCACUUCAUCUUCUCCACCCCGCCGCCCCAGACUCCCUCAGCACGCCUCGUCACCCAGACGCCUCCGAAACCAUAUACCCCCCAGUACCCACCGCUUUCGUCCAUCCCGCCUCCCCCGCCGCAUUCACCCUUGCCUCCCCCGUCAACCGCCCCGCUCUCCCCGCACCCCCCGGGGGUGGGGGGCAGCCAAGGGGGCGGCCCCAAAUCCAAGCCCGUCAGCCGGAUCAGCACGGUCGUGUGAGGAGGCAGAAGUCUAGGACAGUGGCGCGUCACCCUGCAGUGAGCCGCCGGGGGGUGGUAGUGAGCAGGAGAGGGAGGAGGAGAGGUGGAGGAGGGGGAGGACAAAUGCAGCCGUAUGAAAGCGGACGCCUGGUGAGGAGGAGAGCGGUGAGAGCGGGGAAGAGGAAACUUCUCAGCCUGUGUUAUUUCCACAUCCACUUCCCCCGCAGGUAGAAAGACGCACACACACUGACGGAUGCUUCUUACAGGGAGCACAUCCUCCCAGAAAAAGCUGCUCGCGGAGCGAAAAGCAUCCCGAACGUGAAUCAUGCCGUUUUCAGUCACGUGAAGAUGAAAACACCCACAUUGUCCCGAUGUCUUGGUGAAAACGUCCUCAUCUUCCCCCCGUAGUGCCCUUCAGAGGUGAGCUGGGAGGACAUAUUUGUAGUUCUUCAUCGACAGGGGAAGUGUUCGUGCCACAUCGUAGGAAUUUGUGUGCUGUUGUGGAAAAAAACGGUUCAGGGACCAGACGUGAAGGGAACAGUGCCUGAGAAUAUACACCCGAGGAUUACGCCUGACGUAAUGUACAGAGAGCGGAGAACGAAGCGAGUCCGGGUCGCGUUUUCCAAAAAACGCAGUCGUCUUACACCACCUUGUUUUCCGCACAAAAGCUCUCUUGUUUUGGUUGUUGACAUAUUUACAAGCCAUGAGGCGUUACGGACAAGCAGAGGUGGUUAGCGUUAAUAUGGUGCAGUUUCUGUGUCUUAGACAGGCAUGCAUGACCUGUGCAAUAGCUAAUAAGUGUCAGUGUGACUGUGGUUAAACUUCUAUAUGCAGGGGGAGGGAGUUGUUGUGAUUUAAAGCCCCAAUCCAGCAUUUAUUUGGCCAUAAGAAGUGAAGAAUACGGAACACUUGACCGUCUAGGUGGACAAUAAACUUUCUAAAACCUUUAAAUAAGCCAUCAUAACAAACUCUCCAGGUGUCUUUUUACCUUUGCAAAAAUAACUAAAAGCCUUUAGCGUCUGUGGAUUACAGGGUUUCAGCAGGGACUGCUACGCUGUUGUUUUGGAUUGGGACUUUAAAGAAAUUCCCAAUUAUUUCCUCAUGUAACGGGGAUUUAUUUGAUCAUUUGUGCUAAACCUGUGAAUGCUCUCCCUUGUUAUUAAGUAUAUAUGAAAGCAUAAGCCUGAAUUUGUCACAAAUUAUGAUAUACUCAGAUAAUAUAACACUGCAGCUUUCAGCUGUACUUCAUGCUCCAUGUUGUAUGUGACCCUCUACGUUGCCACAGACGGAGAUUGGGCCCAAAGCUGCCGGACAGGCAAAUGAGAGCUGCGGUACCUAAACGAAGUGAUGCAACUGUUCAGGUUAAAUAACGUGUAACUCUCUCUCUAACUUAUCAUCUUAACAGAACUGGGUGGGAAAUUAAAGGCUUGGAUUUACUUUACGAAACCAACAUUUUGACGCAAGACUCGUUUAAUAAUUCUGAUAAUCAAUCUUCAUCACAACGUACCAAACGUUUAAAAUGUUUCAUUUUUGUUUUGGUUCACAGCAGAACGUCGAUCACUGAUGAGGCUAAAUUAUGUUAAACAUCUUCAGAUAAAGAUCCUUGAAAUCAGGAUUAGGAGCCGUAAAGAAAAUAAAUACGAGUGAUUGUCUUUAGAUGCACAGACAGAUAUUAUUUAGAUUAUUUCAGGAGAGUACUUUUUUUAUUUUAAAUUACUGACAUCCCCUGAACUCAUCGCAUGCAGGUGAUCAUAAAGUUAUUGAUUUGAGAAGCUGGCAGCUAUAAACAGACUCAUGAUGUGUGAUUGUGUGUUUAACUGCACGAGUGAGUGACUGAAGUCAUUUGUCACAACAAACCAAAGACGACAGUGAAAUGAAAUUCAAUAAAACUCGCCAGGUUUCAUUUGUAAUAAACACGAUUUAGACAAUCAGACUGGAUUUUUUUAAACUAUCAGAACUUCCUCUUGCCCUGCUUUCUUUAUUACAACUCUUUAAAGGCACGUUUAAGGGUUAAGACUUUGCUUUAGCUUUGGCACUUAGCAGAAGAGGAGGGCAAAGACCCUGUGGCACCACCACUUGUGACCUUGUUGCCUUUGAAGUGGUUGUUUCAAAGAUGGGGGCCAGGUCUCUAGCUGCCAUCGUCACAGCAACUUUGGUGCAUCGAGAUAUCGAUAAAAAUGCAAUAUGACGAGUCGGUCUGCUAUCGAUCUGCUGCCAGUCUGUGACUGAAUGAGGCAUUUACAUGCAAUCUGUUUGUGAUCGGUGCAAAUCUGCUGCCAUCGACAGACACAGAAGUUCACAUGAAAUCCUUACAGUCGAACCUCAUUGAUUUGAAACAGAAAUUCCUUCACAAGUAGUGACGUAGUGCUGCAGGGUGACGAUUUAACUCCAGAAUAACACGGGUGUAGGAGCUUAACCAGAAUGCAACCGCCACCAGAGAUGCAGAAUAUGUACGCCUAUCAGGACGGGCUGACUCGGACUGAUUAACAUGUCUCUGUACAAGCCUUCACCAGUCAGUCUGAGCCGGACUGCAACUGUUUGGAGACAGGUGGCCUCCCAUAAGGAGGUUGCAGUCCCAGUUUUAUUCCAGUGUGACGGAGUCAUAGAAUUAAAUAUAGCAACUCAGGUUAGUCUUUACUAAGGUUCAGACAAGUGGGUCAAAGGGUGUUUUUCCAAUAAACUUGAUACAGCCGGCCUUUGUUUUGUAACCAGACUAGUUGCCCUCUGACUGACUGCCGUCAGAAAUCAAUUGGAUUUAAGGCGCUUCAGCACCUACGCCUGUCUUCAUAUGUAAUGGGUAGAAAACACUGGCAACAAGGAGCAAGCUUUAUUCAAAUAAAUAAGAACCUACUCAUCCAGAUGAUCUCAGAUUCACCUCUGCACUUACUUGGGUUCUCAGCAGUGGUUUGAAACUCUCUAUUAUUUUACUAAGAUAUGAAACAAUUGAGAAAAUAUGAUAAAUGGAAAAUAAGGGUUAAUUUCCCACCCAGUCCAAACUGCGUUAGCGUGUGAAAAACUCGGAGGGUGAAUCAACUUUAAUCCCAUUCGAUGUGUGGCAAAAUAGAGAAUAAGGUGCCUUCAGACAUAGUGAUGGUACAAUAUAAAUAAUAAUGUUCACAAAAGACAGUUCAGCGUCUAAAUCAAUAAUAUAAUGAUUUGUGUCCAUUCAAAACAGCAAAUCGAAGCCAUUUACUGCAUUUUUUAAAAGUCUGGCUGAAGGACUGAGCCGCUCGUCGCCUUGUUCAUCCAACAAAGACACAAAGGAGCCUGAAACCUGGACCGAAUUUCAUUCGAAGGACUCGCUAACAUCUCACAGGACUGAAGUGCAGAACAUGUUUCCGUGUCACACCGAGUGAAAUCUUCUUGAACAAACUCAUUUUUACACAUUUUUGCACUUUGAGUUCAAAUCUACCAUGCCAGUAUUGAAGUGUAUUUCCUUUCUUCCUUUAAUCAGUCUCACCGGAUGUCAGGGCAGGAGGCCCGUGAUGGCUGGUAGAAAGUUCUUCCACCACUUGAACGAUUUUACCAGCCAUUUGCAUUUUUUGACUAGAAAUGAAACUUUCAGUGUUGGUUGCUAGUCAGCCUCAUAUAAAUAUUUGCCAGAGUUUAACUGGUGGAUGAUGGGAAAUUCCUCUGAAUGCAAACAUUAAUGACAUAUUUUUAGUCUCCCUGUGAUGACGUGAAUGCACCAACUGUAGAUAUUAACUGUACAGUGUGUUCUGUUUUCAGUGGGGCCAACAGCAUCGAUCUGUAACUGAGGUUCAGAAUUGUUUGGAUUAACAAAACGUGUGCUCUAAAAACCAAAGUUCAUCUGGGUUCUUCGGGCUAGUCGGGCUUCUUAGUGAGCACAGUAAAGCCCUGAGUGUGCGAGGUUUGUGGGAAUACAGUCACAUAUUGGAAUCGUUUGACGGCGUUCCUCAGGGAACCAUCUUGGGUUCCCUGUUGUUUUCAAUCUGAAGAACCCCUUUGACUUUUUAGAGCGUGCUACUGAUAUUAUUAUCAAUAUUGUUGUGUGGCAAGCUUCUACUAACAUACUGUACUCCUUGGGCUGCUUUGUAUUUUUAGCAUUUUUAAUUUUGUUAUGUGCUUAUAAUGUGAGAUUUUUUUUCUUUUCUGAUUUGGGCAUCUUAUGGAAGUAUUCAAUCCUUUUUAAUUUUAAUAUAUUUAAAAAAACAAACAAUAAUGAUUUUCUGUAACUGACAUACAAGUUCUUCUAAUAUUUUGAUUAUAGACUGUGAUAAUUACUUUGACUCAACCCACAGCAUGCUCAAGCAAACACACGCCUGCACACCUCUGAAUCAUCACAAAGCCUCUCUUCACCCUUUUAAUGGAAACAAGCAACACCUCUGCUAUCAAACAACAUUGAAAUUAACACUUCAUGUUGAGCUGCUAAGAAUUUUUGGACCGUAGGGCCAUAGCAUGCAUCUACAAUCACCUGCAGAAAGACUUUGUCUCUUUCUAAAGGCCUUACAGUAACCACGCCGACUCCAGACUAAAGCGGCAAACACCACAGAAACAUCAAAACAAAGUUCUCGAGGAGCACUGGAUCAAACCUACCUCGUAAGGGAAUACACAGCAUUUCACUCAGUCUCAGUGCAUGCCCAAGCACAUCCUCAGUAAACAUCCCAUCUUAAAGCUCCGUACCCCUCGUUUGCAUGUUUAUGAACUUCAAACCGUAUUUACUUUGUGUUACGGCACCACCAUGUUGAGAUUUGUUACCUUCCUACGUCCACUGUUCGGUUUAAGUUUCACUUGCAGAGAACUUGACACUUGCUGCAGAUAAAUCAUCACUGGUAACAUCUAAUAAGGCCCAGGGGCCAGACCAUUCCCACUAUACCAGAGCAAUCACAUAAAAGAAACAGAGAAAUGAUUGUAAAGUUCCUGUUUCUUCACUUUCUGCUAUAGAAAUUUCAGUUGUUUGGGUUUGUUUUACAACAGGUCCACAGUAAAAAAUAAAGACAUUUUAA
This is a messenger RNA of Neolamprologus brichardi, 12104 nucleotides long. Lineage: Eukaryota; Metazoa; Chordata; Actinopteri; Cichliformes; Cichlidae. The record is from RefSeq and is a predicted model, not a curated record.